CGAAGGCGGCUCAGCAGACCAACUCUGUUCAACAAAUUCCUUCAUUUACUGUUAGCGCGAAUGCUGAUAUUCCUACCAAAGGAUGGACAGAGGUUGAAGCUAUUGUUCGACAGUAUGAUGACGUACCUAUGACUGACCCAUUACGGGGGUCGCGCUCACAAUCACCAGAUGCAGUCUCUACGGGAAUUCCAUCAUUCAGCCUUGGCUUAACUCAAGAACACCCUUCCACCCGAUGGGAGGAGGUAGCAGCAAUUCGACGUCAUUACGAUGUGGUGCCUGCAGCUGGCCCGAUACAUGGAUCUACGUCAAACACACUGACUGUAGUAUGUGUGAUGAACCAUUCAUCAACUCCCGACUUGACAGAUGACCACCCUACUCAACUGUGGGCUGAGGCUGAAGUAAUUGCUCGCAAGUAUGACGUUGUGCCUACACUUGACACGUCUCGUGGAUCUACGUCUAACCCAACACCAGUAGGACCCAUUGCAGUGCCUGUGUUCGCAGGUCCUCAGCACCAGUCCUCGAUUGGGAAUGCUGUUCAAAAUUCUGUUACGAAAAUCAAUCAAAGUGAAGGCCGAGCAAUUGGUAGCAACGAUAACGACAAAACACCUAUACAACAAAUACCUAGGACUCAUCCAGGUUACAGCAUGGUCUUCAAUCAAACAUGUGCUGCCCCUCAAAAGUUUUCACGCCAACCCUUAGGGGCUGUAGUGCCGUUGCGCACAAUCGAUUGGAAUUCGUAUGCUCCACGCACCCGCACCCGCACACUCCAAAUGCGGUCUGUGAAAAAACCGGAAUCUCAGGUUGUCUAUGAUUGGAUGGCUACCAACGUUAAUUUGGACAGGAAUGCGGAGUUAUUUAAUUAUGGUGGGUGGUCUGCACGCCGGGAGGACUUUAUGUCGUUAUUGGAAGGCAAUCAAGUGGCGGUUGCUAUAAUCAAUGCUUGGGCAUCACUGCUAAACUUUAGGGAGCGGGGUAAACCAAUUGCUGCACCUAGUAGGUUUUUCGUGUCAAUAGCUACAACGUUGCACACAGUUAGUAACUUUCAAGCACCCCGUUCACAUCGAUUACAAUUAUUCACUGAGCGGAUGGAGGCCGAAUUAAAGUUAACAAGUUAUGCUACAUGGGGAGAUGUGGACAUGUUCAUUUUCCCUAUAUUGCAUGGCACACAUUAUUAUGUUAUUUCUGUUGAUGUAAGACGAUUGAAGUUCGAUAUUAUUGAUAACUUAUCUACUGGUGGUGAUUCACUCGAAAAAUAUGGCCAAACCCAUAUGCAGCUGCAUGAUUUGCUCUCCGUAUUCUUCGAGGACUCCGGAUUCCCUGCACUCUACAUAAAGGUCACUGCACUGCAACCACGACGCCUUCGAAUGUCAUGGCGCGAAACAAAAAACAGCAUCGACUCUGGUGUAUUUGCAAUGCGCCAUAUGGAGACGUAUGUAGGGCAGUCGAUAGCCUCUUGGGAUUGUGGUAUUCGGAGGGGUGAUGCAAGGUGUGUGCGUGAAAUGCGCGUAAGGCUCAUGUCAGAACUUUUGCUGUUUCAUAACAACACACCGUCUGCCCAACGUCAACGCAGUGGGGGGAUUUGA
Molecule: messenger RNA, 1583 nt
Organism: Ipomoea triloba (trilobed morning glory)
Lineage: Eukaryota; Viridiplantae; Streptophyta; Magnoliopsida; Solanales; Convolvulaceae
Exons: 10
Coding region: 129-1583 (484 amino acids)
Source: RefSeq, a predicted model, not a curated record